Molecule: messenger RNA, 1313 nt
Organism: Vicugna pacos (alpaca)
Lineage: Eukaryota; Metazoa; Chordata; Mammalia; Artiodactyla; Camelidae
Source: RefSeq, a predicted model, not a curated record
AAUGGGAGGCGACCCUGUUAUGUAGGGAGAGGAGAGAAUCCUUUGCUGCCUCUGAGCCAGAGAGAUCUGGGCCCCACCCUCUGGGGCUCCCAGUCUGGUCAGAGGGUAUGGAGCUGGCUCCGGGACACGUUGAGACCAGAGGCGGGACUGGAGGGCUGCGUGGCCCUGCCCUGGAGAGCCCAGUGCUGUCUGGACAGUAAGGGACAGUUUCUGUGCAGAAAGCUGGCUCAGGCCUGGAAAGUGGACUCCGGGGAGUGGGUGGGGCAGGAGGAGUUCCGAUAUGCGUUAGGGCUGUUUGUCUUCCUGGUUCUGAUCCCUGGCACUUGGGAGGAAAGGCCUGCCCAGAACAAUGGCCGGAGCCAGGCUCUUCCAGAUGUCGCCACCUGUCCUGGGAGCCUGGACUGUGCCCUGAAGAGGCGGGCACGGUGCCCCCCGGGUGCGCACGUCUGUGGGCCCUGCCUUCAGCCCUUCCGGGAGGAUCCUCAGGGGCUCUGUGUGCCCAGGACACAGCGCCAGCCUCCGGGGGAGGGCUUGCCCCAGCCCAGACUGGAAGAUGAGAUUGACUUCCUGGCCCAGGAGCUAGCCCAGAAGGAGGCAGGGCACUCCAGGCUCAUGGCCCCACCCCUCGGGCGACAGCAGCUCCUGGAGGCUGCUGCCACCCUGGGACUCUCAGAGCAUGGCCGGGGCCCCGACCUGGGCCUCCCCUCCACUCCGGGAGCCUCGUCGCCUACACCCCACACCUCCCUGGGCUCCACGGUGUCAUCUGGGCCUGUGCACAUGUCCCCACUGGCGCCACGACACGGUGAUGGCCUCGCCCUCGCGCUGAUCUUGGCGUUCUCCAUGGCGGGCGUGGCCGCGCUGGCCAUGGCGGCUCUCUGCUGGUGUAGGCUGCAGAGGGACAUCCGCCUGACUCAGAAGGCAGACUACACGGCCCCACAGGCACCGGGCUCCCCCGCAACGCCCAGAAUCUCGCAGCCCGGGGACCAGCGGCUGGCGCACAGCGCGGAGAUGUACCACUAUCAGCACCAGAGGCAGCAGAUGCGGUGCCUGGAGCGGCAUAAAGAGCCGCCCAAGGAGCUGGAGUCUGUCUCCUCCGACGAGGAGAACGAAGACGGCGACUUCACUGUAUACGAGUGCCCAGGCCUGGCCCCGACGGGAGAGAUGGAGGUUCGGAACCCACUGUUCGACCAUGCCUCGCUGUCUGCACCCCCGCUGCAGUGACCCAAAGGCGGAUACCCUCUCACGGACAUGCUGCCCACUGGUGGGGAGGGGCAGGGCCUGGCGUUUCCCAUUAAAGAGACCCUCUUCUGACA